CCUCCUCCCCCCCAGUGUCGCACAGCAACAUGGCGGACAGCGCGAGUGAGAGCGACACCGACGGCGCGGGCAGCAGCUCGGCCACCCCCAUGUCGUCCUCGGCCUCCAGCUCGGGCAAGCCGAGCGUGGUCAUCUCCCAGUUCCGCCUGGAGGAGCUGACUAACCGGCUGGCGUCGCUGCAGCAGGAGAACAAGGUGCUGAAGAUCGAGCUGGAGACUUUCAAGCUGAAGUGCAAGGCGCUGCAGGAGGAGAACCGCGACCUCCGCAAGGCCAGCGUCACCAUCCAAGCCAGAGCGGAGCAGGAAGAGGAGUUCAUCAGCAACACCUUGUUUAAGAAGAUCCAAGCCCUCCAGAAGGAGAAAGAGACCCUGGCCGUCAACUACGAGAAGGAGGAGGAGUUCCUCACCAACGAGCUGUCCAGGAAGCUCAUGCAUCUCCAGCACGAGAAGGCCGAGCUGGAGCAGCACCUGGAGCAGGAGCAGGAGUUCCAGGUCAACAAGCUCAUGAAGAAGAUCAAAAAGAUGGAGAACGAGACCAUCUCCAAGCAGCUCACACUGGAGCAGUUGAGGCGGGAGAAGAUUGACCUCGAGAACACAUUGGAGCAGGAACAAGAAGCCCUCGUCAACAGACUUUGGAAGCGAAUGGACAAACUGGAGGCGGAGAAAAGAAUCCUACAGGAGAAGCUGGACCAGCCCGUGUCCGCCACUCCGUCCCCGAGAGACGUUUCCAUGGAAAUCGACUCCCCCGAGAACAUGAUGCAGCAUAUCCGCUUCCUGAAGAACGAGGUGGAGAGGCUUAAGAAAAGCCUGCGUGCUACCGAGUUGCAGCACACAGAGAAGCGUGCCCAGUACAUCGAAGAGGAGCGACACAUGAGGGAGGAGAACAUCAGGCUGCAGAGAAAGCUGCAGAGAGAGAUGGAGCGCCGGGAGGCUCUGUGCAGACAGCUGUCAGAGAGCGAGUCCAGCCUGGAGAUGGACGACGAGCGGUACUUCAAUGAGAUGUCGGCACAGGGCUUGAGAGCCAGGACGGUGUCCAGCCCCAUCCCUUACACCCCCUCCCCCAGCUCCAGCCGCCCAAUAUCACCUGGGCUGUCAUACGGCGGCCACACAGUGGGCUUCACCCCACCAGCCACUCUGUCGAGAGCUGCCAUCUCCCACUACAACUCCCCCGCCCUGCAUGUCCACGGAAGCUCCUCCCACGCUGUAGCGAGGCCGUCCCCAAGAAGAAGCACCAGUCCUGACAAAUUCAAGCGUCCGACCCCCCCGCCGUCCCCCAACACACACUCAGGGGCCCUGCAGCCGCAGCUUCCGCCGCCCCCUCCGGCCCAGCCCAUGGUCCAGUCCAUGUCCUCCCCGGCGGCCAUGUCGCAUCACGCCGCACAUCCUCCUCCCUCCCAGCCUUAACGCCGCACGCACGCACACACACACACCUGUCCUGGCGCACGAGGGCGCCCACCGGAUGCCACGACGCAAAAAAAAACGCAGCAGCUUCCAUCAUUUACAGCUCGGGAAGAAGCGCUCAGAAGCAGCAUAAAAUGUUAAAAAAAGAGGCGAGAGAGAGAGAGAGAGAAGGGCGGCGGCGAGCGACAGGUUUGACGCCGCACACGCUGGCUAAUUGCUCUUAAACGGAACAGACGUACUGAAAAUAAUUAGUCGGCCAAUCGUCUGUUCCGCCCUCCUGUCUUGUACAUGUUUUUCUUUGCUUUGGGACUGUAGCUGCUUGGAAAAAAAAAUGGUUGUGGCGUUUUUCAGAUAGCACAAGCAGCACACGGCGCUACUCCCCUUUCUGCCGGCCACGUUUGAGUCGGCCGCUGGACGCACGGCUGCGGACGCCGGCCACUCCAUCGCAGUCACGUCCUCACCGAGCGUCCAGCACGAGAAGUGUCAUGGAAGGACCGGCAGGUGUGGCUCACUUGGCAGGUGCUUUUUGUUGUUCAAGGUUCUGCGGAUUAAUGGAGUGGAGUAAAAAGGAUGCACACCGGUACACGGAGGGGUGUGGCCUUGAAGGUGUCUAUGUAGUCUGAGGUCUUAGUCAUGUACUCUUAUCUCUUUCUUUUAUCAUGGUCAUGGGAUAAUAGCAAGACUUAUUAUGCUGCGUACACUAAACAUACACACUGCUUAGACGUGAGUGGUACUGUCAAACUACCUUUCUAUGUAUGAUUAAAAGGCUCUUGAGAUGAAGACGCAUCCACAUUUCCUCUCCACGCCUUUAUGCAGUGCUACCUUUUGAUUUUGCAGAAUGGAAUUUGUUUUGGUAGAUCUUUGUGCCUUUUGAAAUAAAUCCAUGACAUCAAAA
Molecule: messenger RNA, 2295 nt
Organism: Nerophis ophidion (straightnose pipefish)
Lineage: Eukaryota; Metazoa; Chordata; Actinopteri; Syngnathiformes; Syngnathidae
Product: coiled-coil domain-containing protein 6-like
Exons: 9
Coding region: 30-1403 (457 amino acids)
Source: RefSeq, a predicted model, not a curated record